Messenger RNA from Hippoglossus stenolepis (Pacific halibut), 4838 nucleotides. RefSeq names its product metabotropic glutamate receptor 7. The coding region runs from base 1068 to 3797 and encodes 909 amino acids. Lineage: Eukaryota; Metazoa; Chordata; Actinopteri; Pleuronectiformes; Pleuronectidae. Gene Ontology annotation, cellular component: membrane. The record is from RefSeq and is a predicted model, not a curated record. Gene Ontology annotation, molecular function: group III metabotropic glutamate receptor activity. The transcript is spliced from 10 exons. Gene Ontology annotation, biological process: G protein-coupled glutamate receptor signaling pathway; regulation of synaptic transmission, glutamatergic.
UGAUGGGGGAAUAAAGGAGGGGAUGGGAAAUAGCGAGAGAGGGAGAGAGAGAGAGAGAGAGAGAGAGAGAUUAUAUGCAGGCUGAGACGCAGCGCGCAGAGAAGAACAAUUGUCUUAUUCAAGUCAAUAAGUGCAUGUGUUCGUCUUGUUUACCUUCUCGUUCGCACUGAUGUUUGAAGACACUAAAGCUCCAACUUCCUGAAAAUCCUGAAGUGAUGCUACUUUUAUUUUUUAUUUUUUUCCUCCACCCAGCCAGCUGAGUGACGUCUCGCAAGGAAAAAAGGGGGCUGAAAACUCGGCGCACGCAGUGAAUCCCUCGCUGUGACUCAUUCAUUUUGUAUAAACGCGACCGGUUGCGGAGAACCGAGAGAGCUCCGGCUUUAAUUAGCUGGAUCUCCUCCGUGCAGGGCUGCUCCGUGAAGGCACGUUACGGCUCCUCGCUGUAGACGCGUUUUUCUUUUCCUUCUCUCCUUCCAUUUUUUCCCUGAGACCGUGGAGAUGAUAUGCGCCCCUGGGAGACGAACACCACAGCCGACCGAGCCAUCCCUGCGCUCCCGUGGAGUUGGUCCGAGCGAGGAGAAUGUCUCCCACUUCUGCCGGUUCUAACAUCUAAGUGCUGGAUUUGAGAGAUAUUCACCCUUUUAAACCACUACGUGUUAAUCGUUAGGUCUCUGCCGCUCCAGGCUGUGAAGAUAUGCCAGUUAUUAGCGGAGGCUUCGUUGUGUUUCAAUAAGGCGCUUUGGUUUCGGCGUAAACGGACAAAAUUAGGCCAGUUCAUCCGCGGCGGCUGCUCGUGCUCCUUCACUGAUAUUUUAAUUUCUCAUGGAUGUUUCCUUCCUUCUCGCGAAGGGACUGAUUUCACCGUCUCUAUUCAACAAGCUGCACUCGCUCCUGGCCGCAAAGCGAUGGGCGCAGUUUGUCUGAGCCAUCCACAGCGUCUUGGUUCCCCAGCCCCGCUUGUUGAAUCUCCUCCCUGGUGACAGGAAUGGGUUCGUAUUAACACAACUUAAACUCUGGUUCUAUCGUCGGCGGAUUGCAGACUCCGUCCUUCCCUUAAAAAGUUCGCCAUGGCUCGUCCCGGGGUGUGCGUGAAGCUGAGCACCGUGUGGAGAGCGCUUUGGCUCAUGAGGACCGUGGUGGAUUUCGCGCUGCCACAGGAGACUUACGCGCCCCAUUCAAUUCGGACUGAGGGCCACCUGACCCUCGGCGGACUCUUCCCGGUGCACGCCCGCGGGGCCGACGGCACACCGUGCGGGGACCUCAAGAAGGAGAACGGCAUCCAGCGGCUUGAGGCCAUGAUGUACGCUUUGGACCAAAUCAACCAGGAGGAUCAACUCCUACCCAACAUUACCUUAGGCGCCCGGGUGCUGGACACUUGUUCGAGGGAUACCUACGCGCUGGAGCAGUCUUUAACUUUCGUCCAAGCCCUGAUCACGAAGGACACCUCCGACGUGAGGUGCACCAACGGGGAGCCACCGGUGUUCGUGAAGCCUGAGAAAGUGGUGGGAGUCAUCGGCGCCUCGGCGAGUUCAGUAUCGAUUAUGGUCGCCAACAUCCUACGCCUCUUUCAGAUCCCGCAGAUCAGCUACGCGUCCACAGCCCCAGAGUUGAGUGACGACAGGCGCUAUGACUUCUUCUCGCGGGUGGUUCCUCCAGACUCGUUCCAGGCCCAGGCCAUGGUGGACAUCAUCCGAGCCCUGGGAUGGACGUACGUCUCCACCAUUGCCUCCGAGGGCAGCUACGGAGAAAAGGGAAUAGAGGCAUUCACACAACUCUCCAAAGAAGCAGGUGGGAUCUGCGUCGCCCAGUCUUUGAAAAUACCCCACAACCCCAAGGUGGAGGAUUACGACAAAGCCAUCCAACAACUGCUGGAAACGCAGCACUCGCGGGCAGUCGUCAUCUUUGCCAGUGAAGAAGACAUACGGGGGGUUCUCAAUGCCACCAAGAGGGCCAAUCAGGUGGGCCAUUUCCUGUGGAUCGGAUCCGACAGCUGGGGAGCGAAGAGCAGUCCCAUCCACCAGCUUGAAGACGUGGCGGUGGGAGCAGUCACUAUACUGCCCAAGCGCUCCUCCAUUAGAGGGUUUGAUGAAUACUUUACGGCGCUCACCCUUGAGAACAAUCGCAGGAACGUGUGGUUUGCUGAGUUCUGGGAAGAAAACUUUGACUGCAGGCUCCUCAGCGCCUCGAAGAGAGAGGAUACCAGCCGCAAAUGCACAGGCCAGGAGCGCAUCGGGAUCAACUCCAAGUACGAGCAGGAGGGAAAGGUGCAGUUCGUGAUUGACGCGGUGUACGCCAUGGCCCACGCUCUGCACAACAUGCAGAGGGACUUGUGUCCUGAUCAUCUUGGCAUUUGUCCACAAAUGGAGUCUGCGGAAGGGAAGACGCUGCUGAAGUAUAUACGCAACACCAGCUUCAACGGCAGCGCCGGCACCUCUGUUGUGUUUAAUAAGAAUGGCGAUGCUCCAGGACGCUAUGACCUGUUCCAGUUCCAGGUGACCAACUCCUCCACCCCAGAGUACAAGAUGGUAGGACAGUGGGUGGAGUCGCUUCAGCUCAGGCUGGAGGAGCUUCAGUGGCCAGAUGGGGAGCAGGAUGUGCCCAUCUCCGUGUGCAGUCUGCCCUGCAAGACUGGAGAGAGGAAAAAGAGGGUAAAGGGCAUGCCAUGCUGCUGGCACUGUGAGCUCUGUGAUGGUUACCAGUACCAGUACGACGAGACCUCCUGCAGACUGUGUGCCUAUAACAUGAGGCCCAACCCCAACAGAACCGCCUGCCAGCCCAUCCCCAUCGUCAAGCUGGAGUGGCACUCUCCAUGGGCGAUAAUCCCCGUCUUCCUGGCCAUGCUUGGAAUCAUCGCCACCAUCUUCGUCAUGGCGACAUUCGUGCGCUACAAUGACACACCCAUCGUGCGGGCGUCGGGCCGAGAGCUGAGCUACGUGCUGCUGACGGGUAUCUUCCUGUGUUACAUCAUCACCUUCCUCAUGAUUGCUAAGCCCGAUGUGGCCGUGUGCGCCUUCAGGAGGAUCUUCCUGGGCCUGGGCAUGUGCAUCAGCUACGCCGCGCUGCUCACCAAGACCAACCGCAUCUACCGCAUCUUCGAGCAGGGCAAGCAGACGGUGACGGCCCCGCGAUUCAUCAGUCCUACCUCCCAGAUUGCCAUCACUUCCAGUCUGAUCUGUGUGCAGCUGCUGGGCGUGCUGGUGUGGUUCGCAGUGGACCCACCAAACACCAUCAUCGAUUACGAUGAGCAGAAAACCAUUAACCCCAAGCUGGCCCGCGGCGUGCUGAAGUGUGACAUCACAGACCUUCAGAUCAUUUGUUCACUGGGCUACAGCAUCUUGUUGAUGGUGACCUGCACCAUCUACGCCAUCAAGACGCGGGACGUACCGGAAGACUUCAAUGAAGCCAAACCCAUCGGCUUCACUAUGUACACCACUUGUAUAGUGUGGCUGGCCUUCAUCCCAAUUUUCUUUGGCACAGCCCAGUCGGCAGAGAAGCUGUACAUUCAGACCACCACCCUGACCAUCUCCAUGAACCUCAGUGCCUCGGUAGCACUGGGCAUGCUCUACAUGCCCAAGGUGUACAUCAUUAUCUUCCACCCCGAGAUGAACGUGCAGAAGAGGAAGCGUAGCUUCAAGGCUGUGGUCACAGCUGCCACGAUGUCGUCCCGUCUGUCCCAGAAGCCCAGUGAGAGGCCCAACGGAGAGGCUAAGACUGAGCUGUGUGAGAACCCCGCUGCUGACCCCAUGAGUCAAGCAACCAAGAAAACAUAUGUGAGUUACAACAACCUCAGGAUCUGAUCUGCUUGCAAAUCAAUGCAGUUUGUCCUUUAUCUGUGAUUGAAAAGGGGAAGGGAGCGGGAGCGGAACAGAGGAAGACAGACAGAGACAGGAGAGACAGCGCAGGCAUCCCAGCACCUGCAGUACCUAUGCACUCCAGGACUGUGGAUAGCAUCCAACCUUCAUCCAGACAUGAUACAUGAGUCCUGGCAGCAAACUAGCACAGCUGUAGGCCGGUGUGUUGUUGGGCCUCCAGAAACCAAACUGUAGUUUUAAAGCUUGUGUUGUGGCCCCCUUCUCUCUGACAGAGAACAACUUGCCUGCUAAAAGGGGGUCACUGUGAAAGAGGACCGACGCAAAAAAAAAAAUAAAGAAAAAGAAAAAAAAUACAACGGAUCUGCUUACGAGAUAUUUUCUUUUGAAAUGUCAUUAAAGCCAUAUUCUCUUGGGGUUCCCAUUAUCAGAUUUCUGUUUUGUAUUGUUUCUGAGUGAUUUUCUUCUGUGCCUCUUUUAAGUUAAUUUGAUGACCUUGAAACAGCAAGCUCUGCCACAUACAGUAUUUUGUUUUACCAAAAUCAACUCCGAUCAGUCCCAGAUGAUUAUUAUGUUAGAGUGAUGGGCAUUGUAAGUAUAUUUUUUUUGUACAUAUUUGAGAGUAUUUUCAUGUUUGGAGUACAAAACUAGAUAUCCAGUCUUUGUUCAAUUGGAUUUGGAUGGUAAUGACAAAGCACCACAAAGUGUUCACUUUGCAUGUGCCAAUGUAUGUCUGUUAUAUUUGAUGUAAACAAAAGAAGAAAAAAAAAAAAGUGAAAUAAAUUCUGAAAAUGACGAUGAGCUUCAGCAUCCUUCUGCGGUGUCUUCUUGACCAGGACUGAGCUGCAGAAUAUGGCUUUGAUCUGUUGGUGACCUUCCCCCGUCCCAAUCUGCAAGCAUGUUUGUUUUACAUAGUUUCGUACAUUAUUGGGUGACAUUAUUAACAGAGCAACCAUGCAAGUAUGUUGUGAUAUCUGUCAAAUUAUGAACAUGUAAUAAAAAUCAUUUUGUUAUCUUUUCUACAAUGAA